Messenger RNA from Panicum virgatum (switchgrass), 3037 nucleotides. Its product is annotated as alpha-glucosidase 2-like. The transcript has 22 exons. Gene Ontology annotation, molecular function: Glc3Man9GlcNAc2 oligosaccharide glucosidase activity. Gene Ontology annotation, biological process: oligosaccharide metabolic process; protein N-linked glycosylation. The record is from RefSeq and is a predicted model, not a curated record. The coding region runs from base 140 to 2752 and encodes 870 amino acids. NCBI's taxonomy places the organism in Eukaryota, Viridiplantae, Streptophyta, Magnoliopsida, Poales, Poaceae. Gene Ontology annotation, cellular component: endoplasmic reticulum membrane.
AAGCACCAUUUUACCGGUGUCCUACGGCAAAUUUUGCCCUAAAUCAAAGGUUCCCCUGCAGACUCCAGUCUCCUAGUGAACGACUCGACGGAGUCACGGUCCCCAGCAGAACGGAGAGAUCGCCGGCGAGAGUUUCCCGAUGACCGGCGGCGGCGGAGGCAGCACCCGGCGUCCGUCCGCCGCCGCUAGGAGCCGCGGUAGGCCCUCCGACGCCUCGGAGCCGGAGCCGGACGCUCGCCGAGCCGCGGCCGCAGCGGCGCGGCGCCGUGGCCGUGGCGACCAUGGCCCCCUGCGUAUCAUGGACGUGAGGCGCCGAACCCUCGCGUUCUUAGGGAUUGCUUCCUUCGCCCUCAUGUUGGUUGCCUUCGUGGCGUAUACGGGCGGGUGGUGGGAGGAGGUGGAAGGGGAGGGCGCGGCGACGCUACGAAGGGUCAUGCGCUCCGUCACGCCGCUGCCAGCGCCCAGGAUGAUGGAUCUGCCUCAGUUCCAAGGUGACCACAAGGAAAGCUUGUAUUGGGGCACUUACAGACCAAAUGUGUAUCUUGGAAUUCGUUCAAGAUCUCCUCUGUCUUUAAUUGCUGGAUUGAUGUGGAUUGGCUUGAAAAAUGGGCAAUAUUUUCUUCGUCAUGUUUGCCAAGAUUCUGAUGAGCUGAGCACAUAUGGGUGGACAGUUCACAAUGGUAGGGAUUAUGGACAUCAGGUGCUGGUUGAUCAUGGUCUAUUCUUGACUACUAGUUUUCUUAAAGAGAAAGGAGAGGGCAGUGGUUAUGGUGGAGACUGGGCAGUUCGAUUGAAUGCUAACAGUGAGAGGUCAAGUUUAAGUGAUUCUCAAGGAAGCAGCACACAUCUAUUUUUCUACGUUGCUGACGAAAGUGGAAAGUCAAUCACUAUGGGGUCACAUGUAUCUUCAUCAAGGGGCCCUGUUCUUUUGGCAUCUGGAUCGCACGAUGAGAUUGGUGAUUGGGAAUUGUACUUGAGAUCUGAGGACAAUCUGGAAAUUCACAGAGCUGGAUUCAAAUCAAUGAGUAUGCAUAAUCUGAGUGACCUAGUACAACAGGCCGUUGCAACUAAUGCAAUGCAAACUGGGAACCUUAACUUGCCAGACACGACUGAAGAUUCUUCAAAUAUAAUGAUCUAUCAGAUUUCCAUAAAGACUCCUGCUCAAAUAGAUAUAGUAUUCUUGUCAGGGUCUGCCUCGAAAAAUCCAACGGUUGAAGAACGGAUUAGCAAGCUAACAGGUCCCAUGCUGAGCGCUCGUCUUGAAUCAAAACAAAAGGAAUUUGAAGAGAGAUAUGAUCAAAUAUUCAAUGUCAAUAAUAAGAUUGAUUCCAAAGAAUUAUCUGUUGGUAGAGCUGCCUUGUCAAAUCUUCUUGGUGGUGUUGGCUACUUCUAUGGGCAGUCCAAAAUUGCGCUUCCAAAAGGUUUUACACAAAAAAACGGGGAUAAAUAUAUUCCAUAUUGGCCAGCUGCGUUAUAUACUGCUGUACCCAGCCGCUCAUUCUUUCCAAGGGGAUUUCUGUGGGAUGAGGGCUUCCAUCAAUUAGUCAUUUGGCGUUGGGAUGUGCAUAUAUCAAUGGAUAUCAUUGGACAUUGGUUAGAUCUGCUUAAUUCAGAUGGAUGGAUUCCUAGGGAGCAAAUCUUAGGAGCUGAGGCUUUAAGUAAAGUUCCUGAGGAAUUUGUUCUGCAGUACCCUUCCAGUGGAAACCCUCCAACUUUAUUUCUUGCGAUACGUGAUUUGGCAAGUGGAAUACAUGCACAACAGUUUUCAGAUGAUGAAGCUGAAAAGAUUUCCGCUUUCCUUGAAAGGGCUUAUAUACGGCUGAAUUCUUGGUUCCAGUGGUUCAACAGUACACAAUCAGGUAAAUACGAAGGCACCUUCUAUUGGCAUGGAAGAGACAACAUGACAACAAAGGAGUUGAACCCAAAGACUUUGACAUCUGGAUUGGAUGAUUAUCCUCGUGCAUCUCACCCUAACGAUGAUGAACGCCAUGUUGACCUUCGUUGCUGGAUGCUUCUAGCUACAAACUGCAUUCGUUCAAUUGCGGAGUUUCUUAAAAUGGAUAGCGCUCUUGAGAAAGAUUACUAUAAGAUGUCAAAUCAACUUUCAGAUUUUGGAACACUUAACAAGUGGCACUUGGAUGACAAAAUUGGUGCUUAUUUCGACUAUGGUAACCAUACUGAAAAGGUCCGAUUGAGAUGGUAUGAUGUCCAAGACAGGGAUACUAUGAGACGAGAGCUCUUGCGAGAAACAUUACAACCCCCUCAGCUGCAAUUAGUACCCCAUGUUGGUUAUGUCAGCCUCUUCCCAUUCAUGAUGGGAGCUAUUCCACCUGAAUCAUGGGUUCUUGAGAAACAGCUCGAUCUAAUAUCCAAUACCUCUAUAUUGUGGACAGAUUAUGGCCUUCGGUCACUUUCUAGAACAAGUUCAAUAUACAUGAAGCGUAAUACGGAGCAUGAUCCCCCAUAUUGGAGAGGUGCCAUUUGGAUAAACAUGAACUACAUGAUUCUUUCAGCACUACAUCAUUAUUCACAUGAGGAUGGCUCAUACAAGGGCAGGGCAGGAGAAUUAUAUGACAAGCUAAGAUCAAAUCUUAUCCGGAAUAUCGUGAAGAAUUACCAUGAAACUGGUUUCUUCUGGGAAAACUUUGACCAGAAGAACAAGGGAAAGGGAAAGGGUGCACGGUCAUUUACUGGAUGGAGUUCACUUCUUGUUCUUAUCAUGGCAGAGUCGUACCCGACAUUGCAUAGGUGAGAUAUACAUGGCUAGCAACCACAGAAGAAGAUACCCGGGGCAAUUCAAAUGGAAUGGGGGGGGGGGGGGGGGUGGCCAUUGUUUGGCUCGACUUCAACCAAAAAAGUGAGGGAACUUGAUUCAUAGCAUACUAGAAUUACUCCUGGUCAAUCUGUUUAGAAUUAGUUACACAUUGACAUCACUAUUCCGUUCUCUAUCACCGUAAAGUAUGAGCUUAUAGAAACCGCAAACAAUGAAAGCUCGUUAACUAUUCCUUUUUCGUUAAAGCUGAACUGUGGAGCUGUA